This is a messenger RNA of Drosophila sulfurigaster albostrigata, 1724 nucleotides long. Its product is annotated as arrestin domain-containing protein 1. Bases 201 to 1607 code for a protein of 468 amino acids. NCBI's taxonomy places the organism in Eukaryota, Metazoa, Arthropoda, Insecta, Diptera, Drosophilidae. Gene Ontology annotation, cellular component: cytoplasm. The transcript is spliced from 4 exons. Gene Ontology annotation, biological process: protein transport. The record is from RefSeq and is a predicted model, not a curated record.
CAGUAUUAAUUUGUGACUGCUCGCGUUCAGUUGUUCGGUGGUCGCGUCGCGUUUAGUGCUCGUUUUGGACCCGACCUAGUGUAUGUUUUCUGUAUUUACUGAAUGCCAUUCUAUCAAUAAAACAAACAUACCACAACAAUCCACAUAACAAAAUAUCCUGUUACUGCCUGUCACCAAGGCUAUUUGACUUCGUAGCAAAGAUGAGUAGUAAAAUUAAUUUUACCUUCGAUAACGUUCUUGGCGUCUAUUAUGCUGGUCAAAUUGUAUCCGGCACAGCUGAACUCAUCACAGAACGCUCCAAAACCAUACGCUCAAUCUAUGUCACUGUCAAUGGUUUUGUGGAGACUCGCUGGCAGGAGACCGUCGAAAAACCUGGAGAUGAUGGCAAACUGAUCAAGUCACUGGAAACACGUACGGCAACAGAGAUCUUUUAUAGCAACGAUAAAUAUGUUUAUGGCCAAAGUGGCGGAUCGCAGUUGGAGUUGCCCAAGGGCAAGUAUGUGUUUCCCUUUCAGACUACAAUUCCACCCCAGGCGCCAACCUCUUUCAAUGGCACACACGGCCAGGUUAAGCAUGAAGUAACGCUAACAAUCGAUCGUGCCGUGAGAUAUAAUAACAUAUUUAAACAAUGUUUUACUGUCAUACUGCCCAACGAUUUGAAUGCCAAUCCAGCGUUAUCGCAACCGUUGAAACGCAUUGAGGAGAAAACUUUUUGGUGGGGUUCUAUUUUUGGUGGCAAUAAACCGAUGGUAAUGGAUGUAAGCACCACGUAUAGCGCCUAUGUGCCGGGACAGAAAAUAAACUUCCAUGUCGUGCUCGACAAUCAGUCCGAUGUGCAGUGUCAGGAUGUGAAAGUGCGACUAUUUAAGAACGUCAAAUAUCGAGGCAAAGCGAAUGAUCAGGAACAGGUGAAGACGACAGAAGUUCGCAUUGCGGACAAACACUGUGGCGAAGUGGACAAACACAAUAAAGCGCUUUUCGAUGAAUAUUUAAUGGUACCGCCAACAACUCCAUCCACGCUUAGCGAGCGAGAUCCCAUCCAGGUUAGCUACACACUGCGAUUCAUUGCCAAAACCUUUCGGCUGCAUGGUGGCGGUGAUCUGAUUGUGGAUUUUCCUCUGGUCAUUGGAACUGUGCCGCUGGUGGGCAGCGCGAACGACAAGGGUCCGGCACAGAAGGCACAGCAAGCCAGCACAAAUGGCAAUUAUAGUCCAUUACCUGAGCCUAAUUUCCAGGAGGAUGUGAGCACUGAACAUUUUGAGUCUAACACAUACAAACCACGGUAUCCGGUUUAUCUUUUUGAUGGCCAGCAGAGCGCUGCUAAUGGUGCCGCUGCUGCUAAGUCACCCGUACCUAGUAUUUAUCCAAAGGCAGUGGACACAACACCAGCAGCUCCUGUAGAAUACACUCCGAAUCCUGUUUCGCCAGCAGGAAAACCAAUAGCCACCGUAACACAGAAGACGCCGCCAUAUCCAGUGCAAGCACCAGCAGCAGGAGUAACAGCUCCUGGUGGUGAUUUUGAAGUGCUUGGCUUUAGCAUCCCACCAGGCUAUCAGCCGACGCCCAGUGCACCAGCUGAUGGCCCCGGCUCCAUUGGCUGGAAGUAGUUCAUAUCAAUGUAUUUUAUUUUUCUAUAAGCACUUGAGAGAGUCUUCUUGCAUAUUUGUAAGUAGCGACCAACAAAUAUUUACCCAUAUAUCGUCAAAGUAAUAAAUGAAACGAAC